UGAGCAGGUCGGGACUGAAUAGAGAUGGCAGACUGGAACUCCACCCCCUACUCUCCAGUUCAGUAGAUUUUCAUCUGAGUGAGAGAUUCUUCUAGCGAAGUUUUCUCCGCUUCGACACGGAACCGCCUCUUUAAGCCGAAAACCAUAUCAGACAUCUCCCGGUGCUAUUGCUGUUGAAAGACCUCGCUCUGUGUCCCGUCAGCAGGAGCGAAGACUGCUGUGAACAACCUCAUCAUGAACUGGGCAUUUCUCCAAGGCCUCCUCAGUGGAGUGAACAAAUACUCUACAGCCUUUGGCCGAGUGUGGCUGUCCAUCGUCUUCCUCUUCAGGGUCAUGGUGUUUGUGGUGGCAGCAGAGAAGGUUUGGGGGGAUGAGCAAAAGGACUUCAAAUGCAACACAGCUCAGCCUGGCUGUCACAACGUUUGCUAUGACCACUUCUUCCCAGUGUCUCAUGUGCGUCUGUGGGCUCUGCAGCUCAUCUUUGUCACCUGUCCAUCACUGCUGGUGGUCAUGCAUGUGGCCUACAGAGAGGAUAGAGAGAAGAAACACAGGGCCAAAUAUGGAGACAACUGCCGUAAACUUUACCAGAAUACAGGGAAGAAGCGUGGUGGUUUGUGGUGGACUUAUGUGCUCACUCUUGUUUUUAAAAUAGGAGUGGAUGCCACCUUUGUGUACCUCCUCUACCACAUCUACGAGGGCUAUGACUUCCCUUCCCUCAUAAAGUGUCAACAGGCCCCUUGCCCAAAUAUAGUGGACUGCUUCAUUGCACGUCCCACUGAGAAGCGAAUCUUCACCAUUUUCAUGGUGGUCACCAGCCUGGCAUGUAUUGUCCUCUCAGUAUUUGAAAUCCUCUAUCUAGUGGGCAAACGCUUUCGAGAAUGCUUCAAUGGACAGCACCGCUCUCGACGUUCCUUGACAGAUGCAAUGUACAGCGGAAACGCUCUUAUGGAAACCAACGAUUUAAAAUCUGCCACUCCAAAGACCCCUGUUCCUUCAUACAACAUGGCUGUGUCUAAUGACAAUCUUUUAAAAGGAAAGUAGGUUUGAUUAACUAGAAGUGCUAGAUGUACUGCAACUGACUAAAAGGCUGUUAUCUUCCAAACUUUGAAAGAGGAAGUUCCUUCCUGUUCUAAGACAAUGAACUGGAACAGUUGAACAACAAUGGCAAUGGAGUCAUGAAAUAAAUAUUGUCCUUGCCACACUGUGUCUAAUAACUCAGGAAUGCGGUUUCUUACUAUUUCGUAUCAUCAAAAUACAAAGUUCCUUACACAUCGGUUUGGAUGCAGAUCCUUUAUUUGACUCAGACUUUGGACAAACAUGUGGUUUUCUGUGUAAGAUUUUCCCUCAUUUUGGCUCCAGACUUUUUAAACUCUACCAUGACCCUUUGUUCUGAGGAUAGUUGUUCUGUAUAUAUUGUAAUUUAAUUAAUAUAAUUUAAAACAGAGAGAUUGUGCUGCUAUGCAAGUUGUGGUAUUUGACUGUUUAAACAGGUAGAAAAGGGAGAAUGAUGAGUUUGCAGAGUACUUUUCUAAACACCGUUGCUCACAUUGUAUAUAUAUGACAAAACAGAAAUGCAAGCCUAGAUGGGCUUAUAACUAUUUUGUUUAAAUAAAGAUGUUUUUUU
Molecule: messenger RNA, 1624 nt
Organism: Periophthalmus magnuspinnatus
Lineage: Eukaryota; Metazoa; Chordata; Actinopteri; Gobiiformes; Gobiidae
Gene: gjb10
Product: gap junction protein beta 10
Exons: 2
Coding region: 235-1041 (268 amino acids)
Biological process (GO): cell communication
Cellular component (GO): connexin complex
Source: RefSeq, a predicted model, not a curated record